Astrephomene gubernaculifera is the source of this 1122-nucleotide messenger RNA. The record is from the annotation of a GenBank genome assembly. Lineage: Eukaryota; Viridiplantae; Chlorophyta; Chlorophyceae; Chlamydomonadales; Astrephomenaceae.
UGAUGGGGAACGAUAAAUAAGGUUGGCUGGUAUAGUAUGUACUAGCAAAAGGUAUCACAUGUAUCAAAGCUGUACCAAUUUGGAAUGAAAUGCUGGCGGAGAAUGUACGUCGGUAACAGCUAGCGGUAAACUAAUCCCAAACAACAGCAUGGACCGCCUCACUGCAACAUAUGAGGCGUUGCUGGCGGCGGUGGCGGAUGCCGCAAAGCAGCUCGGGGAAGGCACGCAGCAGCCAUCUACCCGCAUCCGUGUUGAGGAGGCCAGGCAGGACUUCAUCAACUGCUGUGAUGUCAUGUGCUUCCAACUGAAGCAGUCCGCGGAUGUGAUACGGCAGGAGAUGGUCGCCGCCAUGCCGCCCUCGCAGCGGCCUGCGCAAGACGCCGCCCCUCAAAUGGAUCCAACCCAAGUACGACAAGCGCUGGAGGUCGCGCAGCUUUUCGCAGAGCAGCUCCGAAACCACCACCAUGGUUGUGACAACAGUGGCGGCGGUGAUGCCGCGGUUGCCGGUACUGGCGCUGCUGGUGGUGUUGCUGGUGUUGCUGGCAGCGGCACUGCAGAUGGAGAGCUGGUGCCGUUGCCUCUUCAGGCAACUGCUCCAGCAGCAGCAAGCCAUCCGCCGCAAGAUCACAUGAUGCUCGCUUGACGGGUGAGGAUUAGCGCAGUGGGGGCACACCAAGCAAGCAUUACACGCAAGGACGCGUUAGUGUGAAUCUGGCGUGCCUGACUUGAACCGUAGAUGUGUAUUAGGCAGGGCAUAUUUGGAUUGAUAUAUAGGCUGUAGGCAUAGACAGACACGUGAUAGGCAUACCUCCGGUCAUGAACCAUUCAAGAUGAAGGAGAAGGGCUGGCACUGGAUGGCAGCGGCUGCUUUCCAUGCGACCCGUGGGUCGUUGUUACAUGCUGUGCGUGGGCGUAGCGGAGCGGAAUCGACAAUGUUUGUUUGGGAGACACUUUUGCGUAUUACAGGAGUUUCCAUUGAUGGAACAUGUGUGACGAGGUGUAGGCGGUGAAAGCAAUAAUCUACACACUACACUCGUGAAGCUGUCUGGCAUGUCAGGUAACAUGAAGUACAACAAAACGUACAACAAGAGUACGGCACAACAUGAGGAGGGGCCGUUGCCA